AUGUCCUUUGAUGGAGAAAAGAUUGUCGGUCUUCGAGCGUGGCCACACAAUACCCGAGCGAACGGGCGUGCGCGGGUCUCUCGAGGUGUUGCAAAUGAAGAAGACAUUUGUAAUGCCCUUUUCUCCGUUCUGGAACUUUGUCAAGGGACGGCUGAACAAAUUACCCUGGUUGGUGUCGCAGAUGCGGCUGGUAUAGCAGCCAUAGCGAAAUGGCUCCUGGAUUUAAAGAUAAUACUCUAUACCACUGAUAAUGAGACUGUGGAGAACAGACUGUGGUAUCGAAACUGCGAGGAAAAGGACGCGCAACUUAUCGUUAUAUAUACUCGGAAUAUUGACUCAUCUGCUAUCAUUCAGUCCAGGAGAACAGUUCAUCUCCCUGAUGUGACAGUAUUGUUUCGAACGGGUGCUCAGAUGCGACCAUCGCAUGACUAUGUUGUCAGUGGACGUUUAAGAUGGGAGGAGGCCUUAUCUGGCACCUUUCGCGAUGAAUUCGCUGCCCUAAUAGCUUUUCCCAAGUUACUUGGAGCAGCCAUUGGGAGCGCCGCUCGUGUCUUCACAGCCUUAGCUGAGGCUGAUCCAAAUAUUCCAUCAGAUCAGCUCCGUCGACAAAGUGCGUACUUUCCCGAGAGUCAUGGAGAAGACUUUGUGUAUUUUUGCCGGGAACGUUUUCCAGAACUUCAAAAGGCCGACCUAGAAAGCGCCAUGUUUCGAGCAGCUCGUAUCGGAACAUACGAGGAGGCUUUCAAUGCUUUCAAUGAUACAGCAUCCCAGCUAGCGCAAGCUUGCAACUGCAGCACUUGCUGCCUGGGAAAGUAUCCAAGGGCUGGUCAGCAUAUUGCCACCCGUGAGGAGCAACGAUUGAACAGGGACAGUAGCACACGGUGUCUCGUCGUGUUGAUGACGACAAUCAUCCGUUUGGCUCGGGGUCUUUAUGGAAUACUCAGUAUUGAAGGUCUUGGUCCCAGGCGAAAAGGUCUGGAAUACGUCUACCGAGUUCAAACACAACGAAUCCUCCAAGUCAAUACUCGAUCUUCUAAGAAAGGGCGAUUUGUGACGUUUGUUGAUUCACUGAUCGAGUAUGCCAUUCCCAGUACGAUUCAAACAGAGUGUUCCCUUCUUCGAUUUGCCCAGUGGAUUUUCCGCUCGGAGGAAUUUCUCGAGGAACAGGAAGACCCUGGAAUUACCGCCAUUAGCGAUGAUGGAAUAUGUUUUUUUUAUGAUGUUCUGCGAGAUCCUCAGCAAAAAGACCCUGUAAUGCUCUGCCGGGUCAAUGUCAUUCCAGGUCAUAUCCAGUAUCAUCAAAGGGUUUUUCAAGCAGUCAAUGAGAAAACACAGAAGCUUAGCUCUGUCGUAGAUGACGAAAGACCCAACACCGCCCGCACUCACUCCACCAGCUUCCUUCUUGCGCCACUUCUCUACACUCUUGAAAAUAAUCUGAGCUUUGAAGGAAUAACCAUGGCAAAUGUGGCGUUGAUCGGUUGCACUGGCAUGGUGGGAUCACAUAUCCUCACCAGUCUGCUAUCGAACUCCGGCGUGAGUCGAGUUGAUACUAUAUCUCGUCGAACACCUCAAGCAGCUGCCGAUGCCCCACACACAAAGCUCACUACUUUCGUCUCGGACAAGACUGAGACCUGGGCAGAACAGCUUUCAGCCCUCAGCCCAACUCCAGAAAUCUUCAUUUCGGCGUUUGCUACCACAAGAGCCAAUGCUGGUGGAUUUGAGAACCAGCAUAAAAUUGAGCAUGGCUUGAACAUUGAAAUGGCACGUGCUGCGCAUGAUGCUGGGUCCAAGGUGUAUGUCCUGAUUUCGAGCGCCAACGCUAGCAAGGACUCCUCCAUUCCCUACAGUCGCAUGAAGGGUGAGAUUGAGGAGGAUGUCAAAUCGCUUGGAUUUGAACGCACAGUCAUCCUGCGCCCUGGUCUUAUCUCUGGCACUCGAGAGGAGAGCCGCCCCCUGGAGGCCGGAAUUCGAUUUAUUGCUGGGUGGGCUGGAAAGGUCCACUCCAGCUUGAAGGAUGGCUGGGCACAGGAUGCCGAUGUUAUCGCAGAAGCUGCGGUGAAGGCUGGCCUGAAGGCGCUGGAAGGCGAUGUUCCUGCUGGCAGUGAGAAGGUCUGGACUCUUGAUGGCAAAAACAUCAUCACUUUAGCCAAGGAGUGA
Molecule: messenger RNA, 2157 nt
Organism: Penicillium macrosclerotiorum
Lineage: Eukaryota; Fungi; Ascomycota; Eurotiomycetes; Eurotiales; Aspergillaceae
Exons: 3
Coding region: 1-2157 (718 amino acids)
Biological process (GO): import into nucleus
Cellular component (GO): cytoplasm
Source: RefSeq, a predicted model, not a curated record